Molecule: messenger RNA, 1185 nt
Organism: Cynocephalus volans (Philippine flying lemur)
Lineage: Eukaryota; Metazoa; Chordata; Mammalia; Dermoptera; Cynocephalidae
Product: inward rectifier potassium channel 4-like
Exons: 2
Coding region: 1-1185 (394 amino acids)
Biological process (GO): potassium ion import across plasma membrane; regulation of monoatomic ion transmembrane transport
Cellular component (GO): plasma membrane
Molecular function (GO): inward rectifier potassium channel activity
Source: RefSeq, a predicted model, not a curated record
AUGCACGGGCACAGCCACAACGGGCAGGCCCACGUGCCCCAGCGGAAACGCCGCAACCGCUUCAUCAAGAAGAACGGCCAAUGCAACGUCUACUUCGCCAACCUGAGCAACAAGUCGCAGCGCUACAUGGCAGACAUCUUCACCACAUGCGUGGACACGCGCUGGCGCUACAUGCUCAUGAUCUUUUCCGCGGCCUUCCUGGUGUCCUGGCUCUUUUUCGGCCUCCUCUUCUGGUGUAUCGCCUUCUUCCACGGUGACCUGGAGCCCGGCCCCGCGGUCCCUGUGGAGGGGGGCCCGGCAGGCUGCGGCGGAGGCGGGGCAGCCCCGGCCCCCAAGCCCUGCAUCAUGCACGUGAAUGGCUUUCUGGGCGCCUUCCUGUUCUCGGUGGAGACACAGACGACCAUAGGCUACGGCUUCCGCUGCGUGACGGAAGAGUGCCCGCUGGCGGUCAUCGCCGUGGUGGUCCAGUCCAUCGUGGGCUGUGUCAUCGACUCCUUCAUGAUCGGCACCAUCAUGGCCAAGAUGGCCCGGCCCAAGAAGCGGGCGCAGACGCUGCUGUUCAGCCACCACACGGUCAUCUCGGUGAGCGACGGCAAGCUCUGCCUGAUGUGGCACUUGGGCAACCUGCGCAAGAGCCACAUCGUGGAGGCCCAAGUGCGGGCCCAGCUCAUCAAGCCCUACAUUACCCAGGAGGGCGAGUACCUGCCGCUGGACCAGCGCGACCUCAAAGUGGGCUACGACAUUGGCCUGGACCGCAUCUUCCUGGUGUCGCCCAUCAUCAUCGUCCACGAGACCGACGAGGACAGCCCCCUCUACGGCAUGGGCAAGGAGGAGCUGGAGUCCAAGGACUUCGAGAUCGUGGUCAUUCUCGAGGGCAAGACUCCCUGGAAAAAUGGAAUUCCUCAGUGCACCCUCAGUGUGCAGGAGCGUGAGUGUGGAGGUAAAGCCCGUUUCAACCAUCUUAAGCAAAUGGGCACGAGGCGGAGGAGUAUGGGAUAUGUUGUGGACGGAAUGAAGGACCCAGCCCAGGAGCGAGAGACAGAGCUGGCCGCAGAGCUAGCUGGGUGUGGACUGGAUGCACUGGCCUUUGUCUCCUGUUCCCCCUGCGCCCUCGGAGGAAGACCUGGCUCUUCUCCCAUCACAGAGCGUGUGCCACACCUCAGAGUCUUUGACGAGGUAGAUUGA